Molecule: messenger RNA, 2397 nt
Organism: Peromyscus eremicus (cactus mouse)
Lineage: Eukaryota; Metazoa; Chordata; Mammalia; Rodentia; Cricetidae
Gene: Srsf10
Product: serine and arginine rich splicing factor 10
Exons: 7
Coding region: 161-814 (217 amino acids)
Molecular function (GO): RNA binding
Source: RefSeq, a predicted model, not a curated record
GGAGAGUGGAGGCGGGAGCGAAGUCUCGCGAGAAGAGGCAGUUGCCGUAGCGGAGCCCUCUGGCUCUGGGAGAGUGUGUGAGUGGCUGUGAGCCGCCGCCGGAGCCGCGGACGGUUUGCCGAGCCCGUUAGUGCCGCUGGCCCAGACUCCCGCCGCCGUCAUGUCCCGCUACCUGCGCCCCCCCAACACGUCUCUGUUCGUCAGGAACGUGGCCGACGACACCAGGUCGGAAGAUUUACGUCGGGAAUUUGGUCGUUAUGGUCCAAUAGUAGAUGUUUAUGUUCCACUUGAUUUCUACACUCGACGGCCAAGAGGAUUUGCAUAUGUUCAAUUUGAGGAUGUUCGUGAUGCUGAAGAUGCUUUACAUAAUUUGGACAGAAAAUGGAUUUGUGGACGUCAAAUUGAAAUACAGUUCGCACAAGGGGAUCGCAAGACACCAAAUCAAAUGAAAGCCAAGGAAGGGAGGAAUGUAUACAGCUCUUCACGAUAUGAUGAUUAUGAUCGAUAUAGACGUUCUCGAAGCCGAAGUUAUGAAAGGAGGAGAUCAAGGAGUCGUUCUUUUGAUUACAACUAUAGGAGAUCUUACAGUCCUAGAAACAGUAGACCGACUGGAAGACCACGGCGUAGCCGAAGCCAUUCCGACAAUGAUAGAUUCAAACACCGAAAUCGAUCUUUUUCAAGAUCUAAAUCCAAUUCAAGAUCACGGUCCAAGUCCCAGCCCAAGAAAGAAAUGAAGGCUAAAUCACGUUCUAGACCAAACUGCAGCUGGAAUACCCAGUACAGUUCUGCUUACUACACUUCAAGAAAGAUCUGAAAGCGGAAAAAAGAACCAAAGAAGGGCAGUUCAAGCGACCAAAGGGUGGGUGGAAGGUGCUGCAGUAUGAAUACUGUACGAAUAUUUUGACUCUGGUCUGAAAAGAUAAAAGAAUUAUCGAAAACUACAUGGAAUAAUUGAAGUCCCUUCAAGUUUGAAAGUAAGCAUUUUAGGACAAAUAAAAGGAAAUUCAACUUUGUACUUGUGGAAACUAAUCCCUAAAUAUGAACAGGUAUAUUGACUCAUGGGUGGCAGAUCCAUGAUAAGUUAUUGGAAACUAGGAUGUCUGAAUAUCAAGGAAGACAGCCAUAGUCUCUAACAGUGCCUCUCUUGGUCUGUCUCAAACUAAAUUGGAUGGUAAAGGUAUGGUCCAAUAUAAAGUUUUUCUUGAUUAUCUCUUAAAAGUCAGUUCCACUUACGCCAGUGUUGGCAGGUCUUGCCUUUGUUUAUUCCAGUGCCAGUAUUUUCUGCUUAACUGUUUGUUUUGUUGGCAUCUGAGUUUAUUUACUUGUAUACCAUGUGCAGUUUACAUCUAACCACUCCUUCCCAGGUUAAUUCCACUUAUACUUGACAUCCAACUAUGAGGGCCCAUCUCUUUCUCACCUCUUGGCUAGACAGUAUGUUCAACAGACAUUUAUUGAAUGAACCUUUACUGUGGGCAAAACAUUAUACUGGAUAAUUGGAGAAUAGUUACUUACUUAGUAAGUACCUACUGAGCACAAUCUAGUGAAUCAUUACAGUAUGGCUACAUCUUGAGGUGUAUUGCGAUAUUUCAUACCAUUCAUAUACUAAUGUAAUUACAAAACAAUACACUAUCAGAGAUAAGUAAUUUUAUGGUUGUCUGCCAUUUAAAAUUAUCUAGUGUUUGUAUCCCAUGACUACAAAUAAUGAAGAAAACCUGUGAUAAGCAGAUUUAUUGUGCAGUGAUUAAUAUACUAGACUAAUAUAAAUUGUUAACUUCUGGCUCAAACAAAUAGAUAAUCCCCCAAAUAACAAGCAUUUAACUUUGCAUUAAAACAGACCCUGGGUGCUAUAAUUAGAUUAUUUUGAGGCAGACAGCUGUUACCCCAAUGGACUUAGUAUAUUCUGUAUUGGAAAAAAAAAAAUGUUUACCAGGUUAGACUUUUUAGUGAUCUACUUGUACAUUUUAUAGGGGACGUAUUCUGUGUAUAGUUAAUAACUUUAUAGUGUCGCAAAAUGUUUUAGAUUCCUUGGUUCUUUGUUAGGAUAUUAACUUGUUUAUCAUAACAUUGAUUCCAUCACAUUUGAAUUUUUGUUGUAUUUUUGCCACAUAUUUAAAACAAUGUCAAAAUCUGAAAUCUGGAAACAGUGUAAAGCCUUUAUAACAAUUUAUAAAAUGUAGUAGGAUUACACAUAAAUGAAGGGAGGUAAAAAUGAAGGUUAUUUUAUCUGUGUUAAAAACAAACUUUUUUCAGCCUGCCCAAACUUAAAAAGGCAGCAGGUACCAGGUGAGAAUUUUAAAUUUUGGCUUCAUUUUUGUUGCUGUUUUUAUUUUGAAUCAAGUUGGAAAUGCUUUUAUAGUUUUAUUUUCAAGGACACAAUAAAAACUGAUAAAAACUGAA